AUGGCUUCAUUACAAGGAGUACGAGCGAGAAAAUUCUCUAAAAAUGAUCUCAAAGCUGAUGUAAAUGGUGUACAAGAAAAGUAUUUGAAGUCUGUAGCACCUGUCGAAAAGCCCGCACCACCUGCGCCAGCCUGGAAACGCACGGCCGAGGAAUGGGAACGAGAUCGUAUAGAUUUGGCUAAACUGGAAUACGGCAAACAUGCAUUACGUCAUCGUGAAGUUCCGCCAUAUUUUGAAACGGCGAAGGGUCAAGCUUUUCUAAGUGCUUUAAAUCGCGGUCCUGAUAUGUUGAAGCUCAGUGCUGAACUCGACAAACAAGCUUGUCCAGUUUCUAGUUCGCUUCACACUGCAAUGAGUGCAUCAACAGAAAUUAUAGAUCAGAGGCAUCAAACUUCUCAUGAAAAUGUUCCGCAAUAUUCAAACUGGUCUAGGUCAGCGGUUUUAGAGAACCCAGAUCUUGAAAGAGGACAAUCGCCUGGGGAUGUCUCUCCAGUCGAAAGUAGUACACCUUUUGUCAGUCGUCCAGUGAAUCCUACUCCUGCACAAGCUGGUGGUGUACCUACCUCCCCGUCGACACGACCCACCAACCCCACCCCCCGUCAAGCAUCGACUGUCUUGAGCAAUGAAAGUGUUUUAGAUUCCCCCCGUACCAAACAAUCUAUAGUCCGAAGUUCGACUUUAGAAUCAUUGUUGGAAAUGCAACAUGAAGUAUUGAGUUCAGAUGUUACGUCAUCAAAGACAUCUUGUGAUAAUCAUGACAAUUUACCCAACGUUAUCAUGGGUGGAAAACCUGGUGCUCUACCAAACUCUCAGUUUUUAAAGAUAGAGGAUCCUGUCCGACGUAAAGUUCAAACUGCUUCUGUUAUUGGAAAGAACAACACAAGAGGUUUUGAACUUUCUCCCCCCGAAGUGGACAUGGGGGUACUUAAAGAAGGUCACACGUAUGUACAUUCGGUGAUAUUAAGGAACAUUGGUAUUGAUAGCUGUAGAUUCAAAGUACGACAACCUCCUCCAUCCACUGGUAUCAAAGUUUUGUUUAAUCAUGGUCCUAUUGCAGCAGGAAUGACGAAAAGACUAGACAUUGAAAUGUUUGCUGUAGCUAAAGAAAGAGGAGAUGGAUCUGUUGGUCAUCACAUUGAGAUAAUUGCGAAAAUGAAUUUUUUAUCUUCCUGUGUCGGCCAGUAUCCUUUAAUUUUAUGA
Xenia sp. Carnegie-2017 is the source of this 1200-nucleotide messenger RNA. Its product is annotated as sperm-associated antigen 17-like. The record is from RefSeq and is a predicted model, not a curated record. The coding region runs from base 1 to 1200 and encodes 399 amino acids. Gene Ontology annotation, biological process: epithelial cilium movement involved in extracellular fluid movement; axonemal central apparatus assembly. NCBI's taxonomy places the organism in Eukaryota, Metazoa, Cnidaria, Anthozoa, Malacalcyonacea, Xeniidae. The transcript is spliced from 7 exons. Gene Ontology annotation, cellular component: axonemal central apparatus.